AAUGUUUCCUGAUGACUUUGGUGAUCCGAUGACUUUUUCUCACCACAAGACUGACAUUUGUGAUUUUGAGUGAAAUGUCUCGACAGCUAUUCGUAAUGACAUUUCAUUUAGACAUUUGCGUUCCCCUUAAAAUGAACUAUAAUAACGUUGGUGACCCAUUAACUUCUCAUCUAUUAGUCUGUUUUUUAUUUUUAUGAUCAAACUAACUGCAAAACCAAAUAUCAUACCCACCACCCUCAGCCGCACUCACUAAUAACUUCUGCUAAAGGAGGAUGGUGAACAUGUUCCUUCUUCCAUGGUGAUCAGUAUCAACAUGCAAGCAUUGUCAUUGUAUGUGGAUGUUGGCACUUACUUUAGCAGCAUAAACAAGAAGACAUGCUAAUAAUAAAGAUGUUUAACAUUUGAACACUUAGCGUUAUGAUUGUUAGCUAACCCGUUAACAUUAGCAUGUAGCUCUGUAGCGUAUACAGUAAAAAAACAAAUAAGUUAAACAAAUGUGGUGAACAUGGUGGACAUUUUUUCUUGCUCAGUAUCAAUGGGUUAGCACUGUUAUUGUCGGCAUGUUGGCGUUAGCAUUUAGCAACAAAGACCAUAUUUCCCUUAACACGAUGUAGGCCUACAUUUAGCGGGGAAAAACCGGGAAAAACUCAAUUCUGGCAGAUGUUUUUCCACACCAUAUUUUCUACUUGAUGAGCUAUUUCUAAGACACUUCAUUUAUAAAUGUAUCCCAAUUUCACACAAGUAUAACCAAAAAACACAGAAAAAUCUGUAGUUUGGGCGAAAAGAUCGAAAUUACAAACUCUUACACUGGAUGAGCUCUGUGCUUGAUAACAUUGUACUGAAGGUUCAUGUUCCCAAAAGUUUCACUUUAAUCAUAAGUUUAUCUUCUGUCUCAGUGUCUGAAACUUCUCAUCCUCCUAAGUAGAUUACAGCCUUUCCUCUCCCUUACAAAAUCACUGUCCUUCAAUUAAAUCCUUCUCUCCACCCCUUCCACUUGCUCCUGCUAACUCCAGCCUGUCAUUCUCCCCUGCAGCUUAGUCCAUCUCCUCCUCGGUGUGUCUCUACAGGUGCAUGUGUCUUGCUUUAAAGGGAGUUGGUCAACUCCAGUACUGUACAGGCUGUAGUUAAGACCCUCACAAUCUGGCUCACUUGAUCCAGGGGAUCACAAAGUUGCCAUGCAGACAUCAGGUGUAACCACGGGUCAGCUGAGAGCACAGGUGGGGUUGUGCAUUACAGUCGCCCUGCUCAUGAAUGGGUCGACUGGGUUAGUCUGCUACACUACAGUGGAAUCACUGGAUUUAGGCUGCCUCCUGCAGUGGGAUUGUCCUCAUGCCAGUCCUAAUACCACCUACACAGUGCAGACAAAGACUCAGGGGGACCCCUGGCAGGACGUAUCGUGGUGCGUUUGGGUCUCAUCCCGCAGCUGUGACAUCUCUCAGGCCUUCUCUAACUUUGAGCUGUACAACAUGAUCCGUCUCGGUGUCCACCUCAGCCCCAGCUCCACCGUCUGGAUCGAGCCACGCAAGUUCGACUACAGUGACUUCACUUUCAGCGCUCCCUCUGUCUUGGUCUCUUUGAAAGACGACGAGCUGCUGGUGCAGGUGCAGUUCCCCUGUGCUGCCAACAGGAGGUGCUCUCUGGAGAGGUGCUGUCCCAUCUCUGAACUGAUUGAUCCCUGGACCACAGUGACUGUAUACAACAACCUCAAUCACUCUGAACACCAGAGCCGUACAGUUUGGACCCAGGAAGUGGUGUCCUAUGUGGAGCUCUCUGGCUUGGCUCCUGGUCAGAACUACUGUGCUGUGGCCAACUUCUCCUUCCCGACCUUCUCCAUGGCUGCUUCCCCGAAAUCUGCCCCUCGGUGUGUCCAGACUGUUUCCAAAUCAGGGCUGCUGCCUGUGAUGUUUCUGGGAAUCGGGCUGACGUGUCUGCUCCUCGUUCCACUUCUCACUGUGUUUCUGCGAAGAGCAAGACGAGCCGCACCAGCCGCUGAACCUCAACCCAAGACUCCAGCGUCCGAUCAUGAUCCAGUCUCUUUGGUCCCUCUUCCCUCGGUACCUGUCGACCUUUGCGACAUCCACGUGGAAUUCGCUGAUGACCGUAACCUCCUACAGUCUCCCCUGCAACCAGGACCAGACUUGCAUCCUGGGAAACACCAGUGAUCCUCCCCAUCUUGUCUCCAACUCAAAUGCAGCAUUACUGGGAGACCGGCGGGGUGGAGCUGGAGCGAGGCCUGGAGUCUGGUAUCAGCAUCCCACCUGCAUCUCACUCUUCUGAGGAGACAUGUGGGACAAAUGCAGACUUAUACUGAAAGACUGAUAGCCAUCUUACCAUGAGUGUUGCUCUGUAAAGGUAGGUGUCUGUAGGGCCGGGCCUCACCUCCAGCACUGUACUCUAUACCUCUGCAAUCCUGGUACGGUCCUGUACCAAAAUCAUCCUCAUGAAAUAUGGAGAAGUGAUAAACAUGCGUUUCCCAGUAUGAUAUUAUCUGCUGAAAUUAACAGAAUACAUCAAGUUUACAAUUAGGCAGCUGAAAUCAGUAUUGGCAUAUGUUGCUGGACAAAUAAGAAAGAUGAGUGUGUCUUCAUUACCUAGCUUGUCCACCAGAGAGCACUGACAGGUUAAUUUUUAAACCGUAGUGUCCCGCUCAGAACAUUUAUUAAAUAACCUAAUUUAAGUGCUCCUUCUUUAUUUAUGCUAUGCCUUCUAUGUUGGAAAAGAAAAAAAAUACAAUUAUCUGUCACUAUUUGGGUACCAAAUUUUUUCAGCUGAGGUCAUGAGCUUGGGGUAAUGACUGACAGAAAGGGAUCAAGUUUACUAUUAGGCUGCUGAAAUUAGUUUUCUUUAAAAAGGAGCCAGGUGAGGAGGUUCGGGGUUCUUAUUCAAAGGCCUGUACUCUAUCUAGUAUUUUCAUGCUAUUUUAUACUUCUACUCCACUACAUUUUAGAGGCAAAUAUUGUACUUUGUACUACAUUUAUCUGACAGAUAUUAGUUACUUUUUUAGAUCAAGAUUGACAGGUGAUCUGUUUUUUUUAAAUAUGAUGCUGUGUUAUAGGUUUAACCACUCAAAAGUGUAUAAAGCAUUCAAAAUGAGCUCCACCUCAACCAGCGAUAACAUUAGAGUACUGUUCAGUAAUAUAAUAAUAUAACACUGACGUAUUCUGACAAACAAAUACUUUUGAUAGUUUGAGUACAUUCUGCUGGGAAUACUUUUGCAUUAGAGUAAAGAAUAAAUUUGUAACCGGCCUUUCUCACCGCUUCCUGACAUUUUGUAGACCCAACAUUACUUGAGAAAUCAACCAGUAGCUUAAUUGAUAAUUCAACUAUUCACCCCUAAAGGCCAGUAGGCCACAGCGUCAGGCAGUAAGGUUUAAACCGCGUGACAGCAAACUGCUAAAAUGUCUUUGAGCACGUUAAUGGAUCCCUUCCAGCUCUGAAGACGCUGCUCUGUACCUGACCUCUGCCCUCUGACGUUCAUUUCUGGUGGACUUGUGUGGAGUCCAUUAUUAGGAAGAUGAAUGGAGAUCAUGUGCAACAAAGCCACCAAAUGACCUCUAACAUGUAAGUCUGUUUAGCUGGGAGCUGUCAUCAAGUGAUAUAAAUGUGGAUCCCAAACAUAUAAGCACAUUCCUCUGGCUAUGACUGCUCCGAUAGAGGGUCAUAGAAUCGCCAUUACAGAUGAAGCAGAGAUAGUUUAUCUGACAAGUCCAAAAGGAGCUGUUUAUGUACCACUGAUUCAGUGAAAAAUCUAAAUCUGGCUGCAGUUUUUCCCUUUCUGCCUUUUGUGCUGAGGUCAUCUAACAGGCCGGUCCAAACCAUAAGCUUCAUAAACAAGAACUAAGAAAACAUCUGACCCCCCACAUGCAGCCAGCAGCUCCUUCGUGCUGCCCCCCCUGCCCUCCCCCCUAAAGGGACAACAGAGUUGUUUUCUUCUAUCAUUCAUUGCUCUGAAAUGUUUCUGACUCACAGUUGCCCUACCGGAGCUUCGCUGCCCUUUUACCCGUGACUGACGCCUCAUUAUGCCUCCUGCAUGAAAACAAGGAACAUCUUGACAUCUCGCCUUCUGUUUUGCUGGUGUUGCAUUCUUUCCGCGUCAUUGGGGAGCCUUGGGGGUUUGGCCGUCCAGCAUUGUUUGUUUCCCCUUCUAUCUUUUCCAGAGCCCACAGAGACCUGGGGGGUUAUCCAAAGCUCCACGCAUAAGCCAGUAGCAUGGCUUUUAUUAAUAAGCACAGUGCUGACAUUGUGGAGAGAUGAUGAAGCAAGAAACUGGCUUGUGUGUGUGAUUGAGCACCUGACCACACAACAGCCGAGCUGCAUGAGUGGUACACGUUUGACCUUUUUAUUUUAUUUUAUUUUCCGCUAUUUGCAGUAAUUUUUCUGAAACUAUCCAGCAAGAUGGAUUUAACUUUGCUUAUCCACUAGCUUUGUGUGUAUCUUGGCGGUGAACUGCAGUGUGAGGUGACCUUAUUAGGCUUGUUUCUAUAAUGAUCUUCCAUCAGAUGACUAUUUUUGCCUUUUGUAUUGACAAUAAGGAGGAGGAGGUUUAUGCCAACACUGUGUGUAACUACUAACUUUAAAGUUGAUAACAAAUCAUGUACGCGACCAAAACUCUCAUUAUCUCACUUCAGACUUGUAAAUGUGUAUCAAGCUUAUCAAACGGUUGUUGAUAUGAGAUUAAAACAAAUUUACAAGCUCUGUUAAUCAGUUCAAAGUAGUUCUAAAUGUGAUAUAAAUGCAGCCUGUGGUGCUCUGUUGGGACUACUUUUAAUAAAAUUCAG
Molecule: messenger RNA, 4778 nt
Organism: Micropterus dolomieu (smallmouth bass)
Lineage: Eukaryota; Metazoa; Chordata; Actinopteri; Centrarchiformes; Centrarchidae
Exons: 7
Coding region: 1176-2162 (328 amino acids)
Molecular function (GO): protein binding
Source: RefSeq, a predicted model, not a curated record